Thalassophryne amazonica is the source of this 1384-nucleotide messenger RNA. It is a transcript of the gene edaradd, whose product is annotated as EDAR-associated death domain. The record is from RefSeq and is a predicted model, not a curated record. Gene Ontology annotation, biological process: signal transduction. Lineage: Eukaryota; Metazoa; Chordata; Actinopteri; Batrachoidiformes; Batrachoididae. Gene Ontology annotation, molecular function: protein binding. The transcript has 6 exons. Bases 103 to 762 code for a protein of 219 amino acids.
UCGGCUGCGCGGCUGCUUUUCUCUUCUCUCUCCGUCGUUCUGGUGUUUGACCUUCUGACACAUACAGCGGUUAGAAUUCUACUGUUUUUCACUGGAUAACAGAUGUCACGGCAUCAAAAAAUGAGCAGUUUGACGGCGUGUACGGAACAAUUUGCAGACAGAAUCACCUCGGAGCCUGUGGAGGACAUGGACACCACCAGCUUUGUUGCAAAAUUUUCCUUGGAGGCCAAUUAUCCAGUGCAAGUGACGGAUCCUCAUGACGCCGUGACCCUCCACCUGAGCGCCAUGUCAUCUGGAUACCUGAACCCUCCUACAGACCGAAUAACGCAGCCAGUUGAGGAUAGUGAAGAAUGUCCAACAUCUACUUCUCCAGAUUACCCCAAAGAGCUGCGCUUCUUAAACAGCUCCUGUGAAAAGUGUUGCUGCCCGGCUCCGCCUCCCAAGAUCAGCGACCUGAUGAACGACAAAGAUCUUCUGGAUUUACUGCGAGUCAAACUGGACCCAAACCACUGCACCAUCAAAAACUGGAAGAACUUUGCAAGUCGGUGGGGAAUGAGCUACGAUGAACUGACCAUGCUGGAGCAUCGGACCCAAGGCUCGCUGUCUCACAGUCCCACCCAAGAGUUCCUGCUACGCUACAACCAGAAAACAGUCACCGAGCUCACCGAACUUUGUCGCAUCUACCAGCGUAUUGAUGUGCUCCGACUGCUGCAGAGCUGGAUAGAGAAGGACUGGCCGUCACGCUGGCAACAGACUCACUAACUCACAGCGUUUGACUCUAUAUUUAUGUCAUACAUGCUGUAACAUGUUCUUCUCCAUCAGCAUGGAUGAAUUUUUCCAGUUUAAGAUGAGUAACUAGUGAGUGGGGUCACAGUCUACGAGCACUUGCUACCGAUUAACACUUUGAUGUUUUAACUUGAUUAUUGCCAACCAACGCUGAGGGUGUUUGUCACAAUGUCAGUAAUAAUUAGUUUAGCUCAUUUAAUGCUCUUCUGCAAUAUAUGGAAAUGAUCAGGAUGCACAAAAAUACAUACAAAAAAUGUAUACCCUUUAGCUAUUAAAUUUAUCUCUAACUUGGCCUGAAAAUGAAAUGUAUAAGAAAACAAAUUUGAAAACUAACUACAAAAGAGAUUGUUUCAUGUCUUUCAGUUUUUUAUGGUUGGAUCAGAUUUUUUUUAAUUGUUGUUACCUGAGAAUUAAAUAAAACGUGUCACAUCUUCAGUAACUUUUUAGUUCAUGCACAAGAUCUUAAUUCGCAACAUCGUCUAGAAUAGGUAGACCCUUUUCAUAGGUUGAACUUUAUGUAUCCUAUAAGCAGCAAAAAUAUAAAUGUAACACUUUUUGUUCACAAUUUCACAAAUUGAAGUAAAGCCCUAAGAUUUCA